Rosa chinensis is the source of this 3474-nucleotide messenger RNA. Its product is annotated as probable LRR receptor-like serine/threonine-protein kinase At3g47570. The coding region runs from base 108 to 3266 and encodes 1052 amino acids. Gene Ontology annotation, molecular function: protein kinase activity; ATP binding; protein binding. Gene Ontology annotation, biological process: protein phosphorylation. The record is from RefSeq and is a predicted model, not a curated record. The transcript is spliced from 2 exons. NCBI's taxonomy places the organism in Eukaryota, Viridiplantae, Streptophyta, Magnoliopsida, Rosales, Rosaceae.
UUUACAUUUUGGCAUAAGAUUACUUCUUUUGUGUACCUUAAAUUCAUAUGAAACCUGAAAUUUUCAUUUGCUCGUUCACCUCCUUGUGUGAAACCUGCAAUUAGAAUAUGAAGGGGCAUUCACUAUCAAAUUGUAGGUGGUUUUUACACAAAUUCCUUCCUGUGUUCAUUGUUUUAUGCAUGAGCACAGGUCUGGAAUCUGCAACACUACCAAAUUUUGGAAAUGAAUCUGAUCGUCUGGCACUGCUAGACUUCAAGAAAAGAAUCACUGAAGAUCCUCUCCAUAUCAUGAGCUCAUGGAAUGAAUCCAUGCAUUUCUGCAGUUGGAUAGGCGUCACAUGCAACAAUUCCACCAGAAGAGUCGUGACCUUGAACUUGCAAGCUCAAAAGUUGGCUGGCUCCAUACCACCUUCCAUAGGGAAUCUUACUCAUCUCACUGGAAUCAACUUGAUAAACAACAACUUUUAUGGUGAAAUUCCUCAGGAAAUGGGUCGUCUCUUGCGCCUGCAAUAUCUCAACAUGUCUCAAAACUCCUUCAGUGGGAAAAUUCCGACUAAUAUAUCUCACUGUACGCAGCUGACAAUGAUUGAUGUUUUUUCCAAUAAACUCAUUGGGACAAUUCCCAACCAACUCAGUUCAUUGUUGAAAUUAACUGUGUUAUGGAUUGGUCGGAACAAUCUCACUGGAACCAUCCCACGUUGGAUUGGGAACUUUUCUUCAUUGUUUGCACUUUCUCUUGGUGAAAACAACUUGCAAGGAAGCAUACCUGAUGAGCUGGGGCGUCUAACUGCUUUGCAGAGAUUCAUACUUACCUCAAAUAAUCUUUCUGGUAUGAUUCCUUCUUCGAUAUAUAACAUUUCCUCCAUAUACUAUUUCACUGUUACUCAGAAUCAACUGCAUGGGGAAAUCCCACAAAACAUUGGCAUUGCUCUUCCUAAUCUGGAGGUAUUUGCCGGAGGUGCCAACAAGUUCACAGGAACUAUUCCUGUGUCCUUGUCAAAUGCUUCUCAGCUAUCCAUUCUUGAAUUUUCCCGAAAUAGUUUUACUGGGAAACUCCCUGCUGAAAGUCUUGGGCGUUUGAAAAGGUUAGUUAGACUAUACUUUGACUUGAACAGACUGGGAAGUGGUCAAGCUGGUGGCCUGAAUUUUCUCAAUUUCCUGACUAAUUGUACUAGUCUUGAGGUGUUGGGUCUUAGCUAUAAUCGCUUUGGAGGAGAAUUACCAGCAUCCAUAGCCAACCUUUCUACCCAGCUAAAAGUUCUUACUCUGGGGGGAAAUUUGAUACAUGGAAGCCUCCCUACUGGUAUUGGAAAUCUGGUAAACUUGACACUUCUGGGAAUUGAACAAAACUACAUUGGUGGUCGUCUCCCUGAUGUAAUUGGGAAGCUUCACAAGUUAGAAGGACUGCAUUUGAAUCUGAACAGAUUUUCAGGGCCAAUCCCAUUCUCCCUAGGUAACUUGACUUCAGUGACAAGGCUCUUCAUGGAGGGGAAUAGGUUUCAGGGAAGCAUACCUCCAAGUCUUGGGAACUGCAAAAAUCUAUUGAUACUCAACCUUUCUAGUAACAAUCUAAAUGGCACAAUACCUAGAGAGGUAGUGGCGAUUAAAUCCCUUUCGAUUUCUUUGACAAUGUCAAACAACUCUUUGACUGGUUCACUACCAUCUGAAGUCGGUGGUUUGGUAAAUCUCGCAGAGCUAGACAUAUCAGGAAACAAAUUAUCGGGUGAAAUCCCUGAAACCCUUGGCAGUUGUAUUAGUUUGGAGCGCCUGCUUUUGAAAGGUAAUGAAUUCAGUGGACAUAUUCCUCAGUCUAUGGAAAAGCUGAGAGGCUUGGAAGAGUUGGACAUUUCACACAAUAACUUAUCUGGCCAGGUUCCUGAAUUUGUAGGCAAGUUUCGAGCUCUCAAGUAUCUCAAUCUUUCUCACAAUGAUUUUGAGGGUGAAUUGCCUAAAGAAGGAAUCUUUUCAAAUGCAACUGGUAUCUCAGUGCUCGGAAAUGAUAAGCUCUGUGGUGGAAUUCCAGAAUUAGUUCUACCUGCAUGUUUCAGCAGAAAGCCUCCUUCAUCGAGAGGACUACUUGCCCCAAAAGUGAUAAUCCCUCUAACUAGUGCAAUUGCAUUAAUAAUUGCUCUUUCCUGCUUGGUUGCUGCACGUUCAAUGAUGAAAAAGCCAAGAGACAGACCUCUGACUUCAUCUUCUCAUAAUGAUUCAUAUCCAAGUAUCUCUUACUCGGAAAUUGUUCAGUCAACUAAUGGGUUUUCUGUGGACAAUUUGAUUGGUUCAGGAAGCUUUGGUUCUGUAUACAAAGGAUUACUCAGUAGUACUGGAAUGGUAGUUGCUGUUAAGGUAUUAAACCUUCAACAACAAGGAGCUUCAAAGAGUUUCAUUGAUGAAUGCAGAGCUCUAAGAAGUAUAAGGCACCGCAAUCUUCUGAAGAUCAUAACUACUUGCUCAAGCACCGACAAUCAGGGUAACGACUUCAAAAGUAUAGUUUUCAAUUUCAUGGCAAAUGGAAGUCUAGAUCCUUGGCUGCACGCUAGAGAAGACGACGGAUCUCAAAGUAAGAGAUUGAGCCUUAUCCAAAGGCUCAAUAUUGCCAUUGAUGUUGCUUGCGCAUUAGAUUACCUACACGACGGUUGUGAAACAUCCAUUGUUCAUUGUGAUCUAAAGCCAAGCAAUGUCCUUCUCGAUGAGUAUAUGGUAGCCCAUGUUGGUGACUUUGGUUUAGCAAGCUUCCUCUUCGAAGCAUCAAAUAAUCAUUCCAAAAGUCAGACCAUGUCAGCUAGGCUAAAGGGUUCCAUAGGCUACAUUCCUCCUGAAUAUGGCAUGGGAUGUCAAGUUUCCAUUCUGGGAGAUAUCUAUAGCUAUGGGAUUCUAUUGCUAGAAAUGUUCACAGGGAAAAGGCCAACGGACGAAAUGUUCAAAGAUGGUCUAAGCAUUCACCAGUUCACAGCCAUGGCUUUCCCUGACCGUGUCAUGGACAUAGUUGACACUUCAUUGCUCCUGGAAACAGAUGAGGAUAAGGAUGAUGAUGAUGAUGACAAAUACAGCAAUGAUAAACAAGAAAGGCCAAUAGCCGGGUAUCAAGAUAUAGGCCUAGUGAAAGCAAGAAGAUUGGAGGAAUGCUUGGUUUCAGUGAUGCAGAUUGGUCUCUCAUGCUCCACAGUAUCACCAAGUGAGCGCAUUCCGAUGAAUGUGGUUGUGAACAAGAUGACUGAAAUUAGAGAUUCCUAUCUCAAAUUGACCAAGACCAAGUUUGUCACCUAAUCUCAUUGCAUACCCUCAAGUCUUGAGAUUAAAGAGUGUGUCUAUAUAUAGAUAUAUAAAGAUAUUUCUUAUAUCAAUUAUGCUCCAUGAUGUAAGAUUGAAUUCAACACUAUAUACUGUAAUCGAAAAGUAAAAACAAGUAUAUGGUAGAGCAAGGCUACCAAAAUGUAUUGUAGCGUCUUUUCAAUAAAAUUGUCACUUUUGAUAA